AUGAGCCCCGAGAAGAGAAGUGAAUAUCUCCAGUACUUUUCACUUAAAAACUGGAAAGCGUUACCAGAAUCUCAAAAGUCAGAGCACACAAUGUCAAACUGCGAUGCCUGUCAAGUACAUCAUUUCGCUAUGCAGUCCUUUUUUCCGAACGGCGCCAAGCUGAAGCCACAAAAGCUGGUUCAAAAUGUUCUCGCUGAAAAUGCAAGCAAGGCAAACGGCAAAGUCAAGCCUACACAAAAGGAUAUAAAAUCAGCUGUAAAGCACAUUUAUUCCCAAAUUGAUGCACCCUUUCAGAACGUUUUUAAAGUCAGCUUUGCUGAACCUCAAACAAAAGUAUCAGAGCUUGAACUUCAGAAAAAGAAAAACAAGAUUGAAAAAAAACGCGAACGUCGACAACGCGCACGCCAAGAAAAACAAAAGCUUGAAAAAGAAUGGUCCGAACGAGACACAGAAACAAUGUUAGUGACGAGGCAGUCGUACAGUCAGCAGGCCAGACAGAGAAAGUCUCUCUACUUUGAGACUAUGGAGGAAGCUGCUACAAGGGUCGGGAAACAGAAGAGGCUGGAAGAUCUUGGUGAAAGAAAGAAAAAACGUCAUUCUCCGCCACCAAACCAGGUCAACGUUGACAAGGAAAACCUCCUGCAAGAAGUAAAAAAUAUGAAAGAUGACGAGAAGGUAAGUUGAUUUUCUGUUUGGUGUAUAGGAGGGUUAUUUCCAGAAAAGAAUAUUAAAUUAUACACGUCUAAGAUGCCCCUAGGUACCAUGACACAGCAUGUGUGAGAACCAGCUUCAUAUUGAGGAAUGGAGGAAAAGAUUAUUGCAACUGAGGCUGUCUAAGAAGUGCAGCAUGGGACGGGGGCGGGGGAUUGACUUGCUUCCAACUUCACCCCUUUUACUAUGCUUGGGGAUACCCUUUUCACCCUGCAGGCUAAAUGAAAAAGUCAUCCCACAUGACGAGGCCUGGCUACGCUCUGUAAUAUUAAUUAACUUUCAAAAAAGGAGAUCCUAGAUAACGAAUGGAAAGUCAUUCUCAGAAAAAAGGGAGUAGCAUUACUUUGUUUCUUUAAUCUUCUUCCAAUCAUUGAUAUAAAUAUUUACAAUUCUUACAUUUUGUAGAUCAAUUAUUCCGACCUUGCCAGAAGGUAUGGCCUUAAAGACGUAAAAUUAGGUAACAUGGUGGUAAGAGAGUACCUGGAGAAUGAAGGCAUUAAUGUGCAGCGGUUCCAAAGGCAUCGCAGAAGUGCCCCAAAACCAAGGCGCAGGCUCAAGGAAAUGCUUGGAGGGGACAUAUCUGUUCCUGUGCCCAGAAAAAAUGAAGAUAUUAAAAAAUCCUUAAAG
Messenger RNA from Porites lobata, 1338 nucleotides. Lineage: Eukaryota; Metazoa; Cnidaria; Anthozoa; Scleractinia; Poritidae. The record is from the annotation of a GenBank genome assembly.